Molecule: messenger RNA, 1971 nt
Organism: Medicago truncatula (barrel medic)
Lineage: Eukaryota; Viridiplantae; Streptophyta; Magnoliopsida; Fabales; Fabaceae
Product: protein LAX PANICLE 2
Exons: 4
Coding region: 360-1604 (414 amino acids)
Biological process (GO): multicellular organism development
Source: RefSeq, a predicted model, not a curated record
GAGAGACCUCCAUUCCUCGUUCUUUAUUCUCUCUCUCUCUCUUCUCUCCUGCAAAUAGUUUACCCCACAAACUUCCAAACAAAGAGAAUUAAUAGAAAGUGAGAUUUGCAAGAAUUAAAGGAACCUCUCAAACACCAAAAGCCAACCCUUAUAAUCUAUAGUUGAUCAUAUUUAUGUGGCUACCAUGUUACUAUUAAUAAGUCUUCUCUUUGUUCAUCAUGAUCAUGAUAUUGUUGAUGAUGUCAAAUCCCUCUAACUCACAAUAUAAACUCAAGAUUCAAAACCUCUUUUUCUCUUCUUUUUCUUUUUCUUCUUCUUAUUUCAUCAUUAUCCAUGGCUUGUUUUGAGAUUUGUUCAAUAUGACCAUGGUUCCUUCUCAAAGUAGCAAACAAAAUUACAAAACUAUAAAUGGUGAUUAUGUUUUCUACAACAACAACUCAACAAGUGCUAUGAACCAAUUUCAAUUUGUUGAAGACUAUAGCACCUACAAUAAUUGUUUAAGAUCUGAAUUUUUUGUGAGGCCAAUGGCUGAAGAAGAGGAAUCAUCAUCAAGACUCAACACUAUCACCACCACUACUCAUCACAACGAACUUGAACCCGAACCCGAAGGAGAAACCAUUUCAACCUCAAAGGAAGAAGAAGAACAAGAACAAGAAAGAGAAGCAAACAACAAUAACAUCAAUAACAACAACAACAACAAUAACUGGCUUCAAUUAAGCAUAGGUAAUACGGCCGUGACCACAACCACGAAACAUGGUCGUGAUCAUAACCAGACUCCAACAAGCAGUUCAGGCUUGCUGGAGCUUGAGUUGUUACCAACAAAUUGGGCUGCUUCGCGGCCCAAUUUGGAGCAACCAUCGACCAGAGGUUGCUCAAAUUUUAAUUCUUCUUUGUUUUUUGAACAAACGACAUCUUCCUCAUCUUCUUCGUCCUUGUCCAUAUCUAUGUCAAUGCCAAGUGGUCCAACCUAUGGUCAUCAACAACAACAUCAACAUCUAGUACCACAUAACUGGGCAUUUGGUCCAUUAUUACCACACUCAAUGGCAAUUAAUAUGCCUUCUUCUACAUCUUAUAUUCCAUCUUCUUCUUUAUCACAAUCUUGUUCUUCUUUAAGGCCAUCUUUAGGACCUAAUUAUUAUCCUCAAUAUCAUCAUGCAUCACCCUUUCACUUUCCUUCAUCUUCUUCAUCUUCUGGAUUUGAUCAAUUUGAUGUGGCCGGUCCUAGCUCAUCAUCUAACGUCGCUUUUCGAGUUGUCGAUCCUCCUCGUAGACCUCAUUCUGGAAUUUGGUUUAUGCUACAAGCCUCACAAAAUCAAUUGAAAGAACCAUUCUUGCCACAAAUACCUAAGAACUAUCUUAGAAUUAAAGAUGGAAGGAUGACAGUUCGGUUGCUAUUCAAGUAUUUGGUUAGCAAACUCAAACUUGAGAGUGAAUCAGAGAUAGAGAUAACAUGCAGAGGACAACAACUUUUACCUUUCUUAACGUUGCAGCAUGUGAGAGAUAAUAUUUGGACACCAAGGGACACCACAACAAGACCUUUGCUUUCAGAUUCCUCAACAACAGAUCAUGUAAUGGUGCUUCAUUAUGGUAGAAGCACUUCUUGAAAAAAAGCACUUCUUAAAAUUAACUUAAAUUAAUGUGCCUCAUUGUAUCUUUGUUAACUUAUCCAAACCCCUUUCUUCUUUUGUUCUUUCCUUUUUUCUUUUUUUUUUUUAGUUUUCCAAUUUUUCUUUUUUUAUUGAGUUUUGGUUAUUAUUUAUUUUGAUUUUUUUUUCUUUAUAUAUCAUGAGAAUCACAUUAGCCUCAAAACAGUGUUUAUUCCAUUACUGUUUUGGGGUGAAGGCAUUGUUGCCCACAAUUGUAUUCCCAUGUAUGUUGGGUGAGGUGAGUGAGGAAUUUGCCAUCAAGUGUAUUGCCAAGCACAAAACUCAAUCUAAUUUGAUAUACUAACCCAUUUUCCCCUUUUAAAUU